AUGGCCCCCCAACCUCAUCAUAGUCAUCGGGGUGGCGGUCGUGGCAGCUUUCAGGGCAGUAACAACAACCAAAAUAAUGGCUUUAACUACCCUGGCGACUGGUCGCCAAAAGGGUCACCGCACCCUACCAGCACUGGAGGUCGUGGAGGUUACAAAGGCAAGAACUUUGAUCCCGGCCACCAUAAACGAUUCAGCAGUCAACAAGGUUUGGUUCCUGACGGCGGUAACACCCCACAACCGUUCGUGAACCGAGACGGCAAUGGGGCUAACAGCGGUGGCAGUUACAAGGGUAGAAACUUCGACCCGGACUAUCAGAACCGUGUCAAAAGCCAGCACGCUUCGCACCACAGCGGCAAUCAUGGCCAAGCCACCGCAGGUAACCACCCCUUCCAGUUGUCCCCUGACCAGCCCAGCGGUCCCCGUAACCGUUCAAACAAGAAACGUAGCCGUAGGGAUCGCCAGAACUUGGGCGGCAGGCAAGAUCCAUACUUCCACCGGAAGCGCCGUUUGGACCAAAGCGCGGACACCUGGAUGUGUGAGUGCCAGACGCCGCCGACGGAGUGCCACGAGGCGCUGAUGAGGGAGUACCUGACCAUGGGUAACGAGAACCGGCAGGUACUCGCGCAGCACGAACACGCGACCGAGGUCAUGAAAUGUACGAUCGAGCACUUCCUCCAGUCGAACCCGCACCUCCGACAGAGCAUGGAAGAGUGCUACAAGAACGUGGAACAGCAGAUCAUCCAGCAGGAGUUCGAGCAACUCCAGGAUCUCCUUCCUGAUGUUCCGGAGCCACAGGUGCCGGUGGCAGACAUGUUCAGUCAUGAUUGA
Messenger RNA from Truncatella angustata, 828 nucleotides. RefSeq lists its product as uncharacterized. The transcript has 2 exons. Bases 1 to 828 code for a protein of 275 amino acids. The record is from RefSeq and is a predicted model, not a curated record. Lineage: Eukaryota; Fungi; Ascomycota; Sordariomycetes; Amphisphaeriales; Sporocadaceae.